Messenger RNA from Erythranthe guttata (spotted monkey flower), 2118 nucleotides. The record is from RefSeq and is a predicted model, not a curated record. Lineage: Eukaryota; Viridiplantae; Streptophyta; Magnoliopsida; Lamiales; Phrymaceae.
AUGUCGAAUUUUGAUGAAUCAGAUUACAACGGCGGCGAUGAAUUAGAGAACAACAGCGGGGCUGAAUUAGAGCACAACAACGGCGAGAAAGAUUCAACCUCGUCAACUUGGGCGGAAGAAAGUGUUUCGACUUCGAACCGGGAAGAGAACAAUGGCGACACAGACGAUGAAAGCGGCAUCAUUUUGAAUAGGGUAUGGGUUUGCUGUCGUGAGGGCCACCGUAAGGAGAGAAUUGAUGAAAGCGAUCGAUUGCGUGGUCAUAGACCAGAGACGCGAUGUGGAUGCCAUGCUCUAUUCCGUGUUGCUCUCAAUCGUUCUACUGGGAGAUACACAAUGACUGCCUUCGAGCCUAAGCACAAUCACAAUCAACUUCAUUUAAAUGUACUCCUGCAUGUUUGUUGGAAGAUUGGGUACAAAAUAUUGACCUCAGCCACAAAGAUAAUGUUGGAUACGAUGACCCAUGUUGGGUGCAAACCUAGUCUAGUUUUGGACCUUCUGGAACAUCUUGGUGGAGGCAGUGCAACUGGCGUAUUGAAUAGGAAUGACGCGUACAACUACCUGAAAGGUGACAGGUUGAAACGGAUUGAAUCAGGGGAUGUGAAUACUUUAUUGGGUUUACUUGACGGGAUGAAGUUGAAAGACAAAACACUGGAAUACAAACACGGUAUCGAUCAAGGUGGAGCUCUAACAGGAAUACUUUUGGAACGACGCACCUACAAGACCAACAUAUGUUGUUUUCCAGUAGUGUUGUUCUCCGGAGUCAACUUCCAUCUGUGCACACGUUUUUUUGGAGUUGCUAUUAUGUACAAGGAGACGACUCAACAAUACACGUGGUUGAUGCAAACUUUGCUAGAAUUCAUGGGAGGAAAGCCACCCAAAGCUGUUUUUACAGAGCAAGACGGGGCAAUGCGCGCGGCCAUUAGGAUUGUGUUUCCUGAGGCAGCCCAUCGGCUUUGUUGCUGGGAUAUUUCACGUAAUGUUGAAUCAAACAUAAAAAAACCAGGCCGCUUCUCGACAGAAUUUUCCAAUUUAAUGAAUAUGCCUUGCUCCGUACCUGAAUUCGAAGAUAGAUGGUCUGCAUUGAUUGCUAAAUUUGGUCUUACAGACGAUCCAUACCUAGCUGAUCUUUACGAAAAACGCAGCUUCUUGAAUAGGAUUCGAAAAAGGUUUGAUGAACUGCAGAGAGAGUCUGAGGUUCAACCAAAAAUAUCUGGUAAAGGUUUAGUAGGCUGUGUUGAGGGCCAUGCCGCACGCAUCUGCACCAGAGCCAUUCUUAAACUUGUACGAGUUCAGUUGAAGGAGGAUGCAAACAUAAUUAUUAUCAGAAGAUCUGAUAUUGUAGGCCACCGGCAUACAUUCAAUUUCGAAGACCACAACUUCGACCCGACAGACGAUUUGACAGUCGUCGUCGAUUUGGAUAAGGAAGAAUUCCUAUGCGACUGUAAGAUGCUCGAAUCUGAUGGUAUCCCUUGUCGGCAUCUCAUAUGUUGCUUUAAGCAUCUGAAACUGAAUCAGUUUCCUGCUAAAAGCAUCAAUUCCCGGUGGUUUGUCGAUGUUGGCAAGCGGCUCACAUCUGCUUUCUCGUAUCAGCAGACGGACAACCUCUACACCAGUGGGCGUGUUAAGAUGAGGGAGGACGAGAUUGAACUUAAUAUCACACCGACUGACGAGGAUGAUGAAUCUUGUUCACAAUUACAUUCUGACGGUGAGGAUACAAUUCAUAAUGUUAAAUGUCCCAGAAAUGUGGCCGAUCCUUGUAAAAUUGUUUCAAAAGGAGGAUCCAUACGAAAGAAGCAAUUAUGCUCGUUUUGUAGGAAACCUGGAAAAAAGACAACCACUUGUGAGCUUAAUCCAAAAGCUGGUUUUUCGUCUCGUGGUAAAGUUAAUUCUAAGCAAUCAGCAAGUCGUUCCGACAAUGUGGGCAGCAGAAGCUACGUUCCCCAGUUUUCUCCAAUGUCAUCGGAGCACAGUCUUGCGGACAUGAAUGUGAUGUCACAUUCAAAUAUUCCUUACAAUAUGCUCCAUCAACGUUCUCAAUACCAGGAUGGAAGCAACGAUGACAAUUCUUACUUAACCCCAGCAUUUGUGGAAAGUGUUUAUCCAAUGAGACCACCAUGA